UGAUGUGGAAUGUAGUAAUAAGAGGUACCUAAGCCACAUUUACACCCGGCUCAUCUCAGAAUCCCCGUGGCUCACAUUUCGGACAUAUGAUAUGUCCAUCGUACCUAACUGCAUACGCCUCAGUUAAAUAGAUAUCAUCCUGAUAUGUAAUUGCGCGAUAAUAUCCCAAAGAGUAAUUCGCAUCUCGUCGGCCGACGGAUCUUAUCAAGUCAAAAGAAGCUCAACUUUAAGAAUCAAGGUUAAACAACAACCUAGGUUAUCUCAAGUAUUUAAGCUCGAUUAAACACGGGAUGAGAUCCGAGAGACCUACGGGCUAAUUCGGGGACACCGGAUAGCAGACCAAUAGACGUAAACGUUAUCAUCAUCAUCAUCAUCGGGGAAGCCGGAGAUCUGACUCGCGUUAUCUGUCAGUGUCUUUCAAGCUGCAAUUAAUCUAACCUACACAAUUCAUACGGAUUUACGUCUGGUUCUUCAUAUUAAAAUCCAGAUAUUCCACAAUGCUAAAGCAUAUGAACAGACCCCGGAAAACCAGGACAGCAACGAGUACUCCUACUCCUGUACCUCACAUCAUCACCAUCUCCCGCUGUCCGCCGCUACCCCUGGAAAUAUGGACGCAGAUCAUGCGUACGCUGGUCCACAGCGAGGACUUACCGGAACUUUGGGCGGGCUUGCGUCUACUUUCCCAUACGUUGAAGGCGGCGCUCGAGACUGCCUUCGUGGAUGAGCACCUGUCGCGGCUGCGCGGGUGGCUGUACGUGGGUGAUCCAAACCCACUGGUUCCGCGGCGUUCGUGGGGCGGAAGCGGUAAUAAUAUAAAACGCAUCAUAUCUCUACCUCUGGUACUAUCACGGUUAUCAUCUGACCGGCAGCGCGCGUACUUCGUAUCGCUGCUACACCGGGACGACCCAACUUUAGAAAUGAGUCCGCUAUUCGCCGAAUGCGGCGAUGAUACGGUGGUAGCGGAAUGGCUGCGGUCGGCUCACGGGGUUCCGCCGCCAGGCGGCCGCGCCACCGAAGCACGACUGCGAUUGACCAUCGGCCCAGACUGCGAGUGGACGCACUGGAAACACCACGUUAUCGACAGCGAUAGGUUCGUAGUCGAAUCGCAGAAGAUUAUCUUGGAGGAUACUUACGAACGUGAGAGUAAGGACGGAGGUAGUGGGAACGAGAGAAGAGGGAGAGGGAAGAAGAAAGGGAAGCCGGCGCGUGCGAUUGGGCUCGAAGUUGAUCGUACUAAAUGCGAAAUCUCAUUUGAAUGGACUACCCUGAUUAGCUCCUUGUUCGCUAUGCCGCGUAGAACGUUCGGUGAAGCGCUCCGGAGCUAACCAUUUCCUAAAAUCCGACUUUAACACCAGAGCUGGCCUACCGACUUGAAUAUUUAAAAGGUAACCAGUUUCCAGGAACAAGGGCAAAG
Daldinia vernicosa is the source of this 1414-nucleotide messenger RNA. RefSeq lists its product as uncharacterized. The coding region runs from base 498 to 1325 and encodes 275 amino acids. The record is from RefSeq and is a predicted model, not a curated record. Lineage: Eukaryota; Fungi; Ascomycota; Sordariomycetes; Xylariales; Hypoxylaceae. The transcript has a single exon.